CAACCCCCACCCCACUCUCUUCCUCGGAGGAGUUGAACUCAUCUCGAUCACACGAGCCUUCUCAUCUCUGUCUCUCCAUCCCACUCUUCCCCUGAGUCUCUCUCUUUCUCAAUCCAUCUGUUAACCUUGUUACAAACUGUCUGCUUAAUCAGUUCAAUGGCGGAUAGUGGUUCGGCGGUAGCCAAGAGAAUGUGUGUGGUGCCCGAACGAGCCAAACUGCACUUGGCUAUGCUGGCCUUGCAGUUUGGUUACGCAGGCUUCCAUGUUGUGUCCAGAGCUGCCCUUAAUAUGGGUAUCAGCAAGAUUGUUUUCGCUGUCUACAGGAACAUCAUAGCUUUGCUGCUUCUCAUUCCCUUCGCCUAUUUCCUAGAGAAGAAGGAGAGGCCAGCGUUGACAUCUUCUUUUCUUAUUCAGUUCUUCCUCCUUGCACUAGUCGGAAUAACGGCGAAUCAAGGAUUCUACUUGUUGGGAUUAGAAAACACUUCUCCCACAUUUGCCUCUGCUAUACAGAACUCCGUGCCCGCGAUAACCUUUCUCAUGGCUGCCAUACUCAGGAUAGAACAGGUAAGGUUAAAUAGAAGGGACGGGAUAGCCAAGAUGGUGGGAACCCUAUCGUGCGUGGCCGGAGCUUCUGUCAUCACACUCUACAAGGGGCCUACCAUAUUUGGUCCAGCCGCGCCGCAUUUACAGGAGACGAAUCUGUUACUGUCGACCUUGGGAGACGCCGAGGGGAAGAACUGGACCUUGGGUUGCAUCUACCUCAUAGGUCACUGUCUCUCCUGGUCUGCUUGGCUUGUCUUGCAGGCCCCAGUGCUAAAGAAGUACCCGGCGAGGCUCUCCGUCACCUCCUACACAUGCUUCUUCGGUGUGCUUCAGUUCCUGGCUGUUGCUGCAUUCAUGGAGAGGAACACCGAGUCUUGGAUGGUUCACUCCGGUGCUGAACUCUUCAGUGUUUUCUAUGCGGGAGUGGUGGCUUCAGGAAUAGCGUUUGCUGUUCAGAUCUGGUGCAUUGACAAGGGAGGCCCAGUGUUUGUGGCAGUGUAUCAGCCAGUCCAGACCUUAGUUGUCGCUAUCAUGGCUUCCAUCGCUUUGGGCGAGCAGUUCUACCUGGGCGGGAUCAUAGGUGCAGCGCUGAUCAUCACAGGAUUGUAUCUGGUUCUAUGGGGGAAGAGCGAGGAGAAAAAAUUCGCAAAGGAGAUGGCUGUGAAUGUGAUUGCAUCAUCCCCCUCUAUGGAACAUCCUCAUGGGAUCAUCAACAACAGGGCAGCUAGCCACGUCAAGUCCUCCUCCCUCGUCCAGCCACUUCUCCCUUCUUCUACUCCUACUGAUAAUGUUUGAUUUCACAAAGGCCACAAAUUUAAAAGCUUCAGCGAUUGGGUCGUCUCUUUGCAAUCUUUUUUUAAUUAUUAAUUAUGUUUAAGUGUUUUUUAAUUACUUCUCAGAAAGAAGAGGAGAAAGCUUAAUAUUGUGUGUAUUUAUCAAGUUAUGUUCUUUUCCACAUUUUAAAGAGAGAUUGAUGGAUGAUCUUGUUUGA
Molecule: messenger RNA, 1534 nt
Organism: Macadamia integrifolia
Lineage: Eukaryota; Viridiplantae; Streptophyta; Magnoliopsida; Proteales; Proteaceae
Product: protein WALLS ARE THIN 1-like
Exons: 6
Coding region: 157-1338 (393 amino acids)
Cellular component (GO): plasma membrane
Molecular function (GO): transmembrane transporter activity
Source: RefSeq, a predicted model, not a curated record